This is a messenger RNA of Westerdykella ornata, 921 nucleotides long. RefSeq lists its product as uncharacterized. Lineage: Eukaryota; Fungi; Ascomycota; Dothideomycetes; Pleosporales; Sporormiaceae. The annotation marks the transcript as partial. The record is from RefSeq and is a predicted model, not a curated record. The transcript is spliced from 2 exons.
CUACGCGACGCAGCCGCAGAGACAAUCUCGAUACUACCCACCAUCGUCUCGCAGCUUCCUGCCUCCAUAGACCCGGAAGCAGCCUCCAUCCACCACUUCAAAGACCUAGCUCCCUUACGGCCAGAAGAUUGUCCGGGCUUCGAACUUCCAGCCGGGGAAUCCGUAACCAAACGAAAAGGGACGAGAAUCCGCGUCCUCGACCAAGACAGCUUCGAUGCGGCCCUAGACCUACAGCCGGGAAUUACAGCGCGCUCACUCCUGCCCGCCCCAUUGAGCACAACCUCAAACGACGACGACCAAACCAAAUCCGCCCACCCCUCCACAUCGCCGACCAACACUCCCACUCCCCCUCCCCCGAUCCCCAAACCCGUGGCCCUCCUCAACCUAGCCAACGCUUACCACCCGGGUGGCGGCUGGCUCAAUGGCGCCCUCGCCCAAGAAGAAGCCCUCUGCUACCGCUCCACCCUCUCCCUCUCCCUCCACAAAAACCUCUACCCCAUCCCCCUCCUCUCCGCCCUCUACACCCCACACGUCCUCGUCAUCCGCUCCGCCCUCUCCGCCGGCCACUCCCUCCUCCUCCCCACCCCACCCGGAACCCCCAUCACCCAACCCCAAGGCACCUUCCGCCCCGCCGACGCCGAAAUCACGCGCUACAAGAUCCGCACCGUCCUGCGCCUGGCUGCGAGCAAGGGCCACACGAAACUCGUCCUCGGCGCCCUGGGCUGCGGCGCGUUCAACAAUCCGCCCGACGAGGUGGCGCACAUGUUCGCCGAGGUCCUGAGGGAGGAGGAGUUUGCUGGCGGGUGGUGGGAGGACGUUGUGUUUGCCGUUAUGGAUAAUGCGAGGAAGGGGGAGGGGGGCAGGCAGGGGGAUGGGAAUUUCGGUAUCUUUUGGAGGGCGUUGGAUGGGUUGGUGGUAUGA